Talaromyces stipitatus ATCC 10500 is the source of this 1119-nucleotide messenger RNA. Its product is annotated as isopentenyl-diphosphate delta-isomerase. The transcript has 3 exons. The record is from RefSeq and is a predicted model, not a curated record. Lineage: Eukaryota; Fungi; Ascomycota; Eurotiomycetes; Eurotiales; Trichocomaceae. The coding region runs from base 107 to 718 and encodes 203 amino acids. Gene Ontology annotation, molecular function: isopentenyl-diphosphate delta-isomerase activity. Gene Ontology annotation, biological process: isoprenoid biosynthetic process; isopentenyl diphosphate biosynthetic process. Gene Ontology annotation, cellular component: cytoplasm.
GCCCGAAAACCCCCUCUAAGGCGAAUAUAAAGAGCGUCGACAAUUGAGUCGCAUCUCAUGUUUCUCCUUUUCUUGUUAUAACCCACAUACUGGCAUUUCCAUCAACAUGAGCGCAACAACAACCGUCACCGAGGCCGUCGCCAUCACGGCAGACAAUGUUGCUACUCUCUUCCCCGACGUCGAUAUAUCUCUCGCCCGCUCAAUUUUGCCUUCGUCAAACGACUCCUCGGUGCGCGCUGGCGGUGAUUUAGAUGGUUACGAUGAGGAACAAGUUCGGUUGAUGGAGGAGGUUUGCAUUGUACUGGACAAUGACGAUAGACCAAUUGGUAGUGCAAGCAAGAAGGCUUGCCAUCUAAUGACCAACAUUAGUCGUGGAUUAUUGCACCGCGCUUUUUCGGUCUUCCUUUUCGAUUCGCAAAACCGUUUGUUGCUUCAACAACGAGCUGCUGAGAAGAUUACUUUUCCCGAUCUGUGGACGAAUACAUGCUGCUCGCACCCCCUUGGAAUUGCAGGAGAGACCGGCGCAGAACUAUCCGCUGCAGUUGAAGGAGUCAAGAGAGCUGCCGUGCGCAAGCUCGAUCAAGAACUAGGAAUCAAAGCCGAGCAAGUCCCUCUCGACAAAUUCAAGUUCCUGACUCGAAUUCAUUAUCUUGCCCCCAGUGAUGGGAAAUGGGGAGAGCACGAGAGUGAGCGCCCUUUCCCCCUCUGCUUCCCGUGAUCGAGAUCAAAACUAAUUUCUUCUGCUUAUAGUUGACUACAUCCUCUUCAUCCAAGCCGAUGUCGAUAUCAACCCCAACCCCAACGAAGUCCAAGAUACCAAGUAUGUCACUCCCGAAGAUCUCAAGAGCAUGUUCGCCAACCCUGCUCUCAAAUUCACUCCCUGGUUCAAAUUGAUCUGCAACACUAUGCUAUUCGAAUGGUGGAGCCAUUUCGGUACUGAGACUUUUGAUAAAUACCUGCUAGAGAAGGAGAUUCGCCGAAUGUGAGAAUCUGAGACCUUGUCAACUAUUUACUACUAUGAUACCACUGUUGUUCGGGAGAGAUUUGAGCCUGUUUAUGCCAUGAAAGUAAAUGCAUGUUAUAAGUGAUUUAUAGUGAUGUUUUUAUGUACAUAUCGAG